GGUACAAAGGUGACGGCGGCGCAGCGCGCGCAGAUCAUGGCGCGGCUGGCGGAGAAGAAGGGCGUGACGCUGACGAACGAGGUGCUGCAGACCGCCGACGGGAUCGCAAACUUCGGCGACUCCAAGGACAAGGAGCGGUGCGUGGUGCUCAAGAACAUGUUUGACCGGCUGAGCGACGAUGUGACGGCCGACCCGGACGCCUUUUACAAGGAGCUCGCAAAUGACGUUCGCACCGAGGCGUCCAAGCUGGGCACGGUGGUGCACGUGGCGCCCGACCGCUGGUCCAACGGCUUCGUGUACAUCAAGAUGCUCGCGCACUCGGAGGCGGCGCGGCUCAAGCAGGCGAUGCACGGGCGCUACUUUGCGAAGAACCGGAUCGUGUGUGAGUAUGUGGAGGAGGCGGCCUACGACAAGAAGAACAAGAUCAAGGCGAUGAAGCCCUCCAUGAAGACGGUCUGGUGAGCGGCCACGGGCCUGAGGCGGCCUCUCAGGCGGGCGAAGAGCGGUGGGGUGGCGGCUCGGGGGAGGGGGCUGGCAGGGCCUCGCUUGGAGGGGAGGGAAGGGUAGAGAGAGAGGCUACUGUGGGUGCGCGUUCCCUCUCGGCGCGCCGCGCCUCAUGCGCCGUGCAAGCCGCUUCUUGCGAAAAGGGGCCCGUCAGAGGCGUC
Emiliania huxleyi CCMP1516 is the source of this 665-nucleotide messenger RNA. RefSeq lists its product as hypothetical. Gene Ontology annotation, biological process: mRNA processing. Gene Ontology annotation, cellular component: nucleus. The record is from RefSeq and is a predicted model, not a curated record. Lineage: Eukaryota; Haptophyta; Isochrysidales; Noelaerhabdaceae. Bases 37 to 462 code for a protein of 141 amino acids. Gene Ontology annotation, molecular function: RNA binding. The transcript has 7 exons.